GGUUGAUAUUGUAAGAUUCUUUCAUUGAUUGAAAGCAUAUAACCGAUCUGCUGAAAAUGAUUGUCAUCAAAUAUCAUUCUUUCUUUUUAAUUGGCUACUACCUCCCCUACAUAUCCUGGUUUGUUGAGUAGGAAUAAGAAAUUGGAUUACCGGUAUGUUAGACUCUUUUACACCGUGAAGUGCCAGCUAUGACUGGUUGAUUAUUUAGAGGUUUACUUUUGAGAGCUCAACAGGUUGUUGCCAGUGAUAUUUUUGUGCAUCUAACUUUCUAAGUGGAAUAUGGCUACCAAGGAAAUGCCAGUAUUAUUGAGGGACAUAAAACCUGCAAUUGUCAAGCAGGAAUUAUGUCAUAUUUUAGAUUCACACCUACAAAGAAAGAACUGGAUGAGCCUUGCGGGAUUGCUUGGAUUCACCAAUGAUGACAUCGCCAUGUUCCAGCGUUGCAUGCUGCGUCCAGGAGGUAGUCCUACAGAUGAGAUGUUGACUACGUGGGACUAUGAGAACCACACCAUUGAAGAACUAUAUCUCAAACUCUAUGAGAUAAAACAUGCAAGGUGCAUGAUGUUUCUCAAAGACUUUGUGAGACCUGACUUGCAUUACUUGAUACAGAAGAUUACACACAGUGACCCACUGGUCCCUGAGCCACCUGUCAUGAAUGUUGGUCAACCAGUAAACCAGUUUCAACAAAGACCAGUCAAUAUUCCACCGGGUCAUGAAAAUCAGUUUCCAAUGCAUAAGCCUCAGCCAUCAUCCCAGCAAAGUCCACACUAUCCUCCUCAAAUCCAAAAUCACCCUCAACUCCCGCAACAGCAGCAACAGUGGGGGCAACAGACUAGUGGCAGAACUCCUUCAACUGCCAGCUACCACAGUCACAUGAACCCUGCCUUCCAGCCUGUGGACCAGAGAAUGAUGAUGUCCACAAGACCGCAGCAAGAUGGUUACAAUGCUUCAAUGCAACCCAACUACAGGCAGGAGUACCCAGCAGGGCCUCGGCACCAAGGUCAAAACGAUCUGAUGAGGGUGCCGUCAGAGCAUCCUCUAGGUGGCCCACAGCGUUACCAGUCUCAUUACUCGAACAAUGAUAACUUGGCUAUCCCAUCUGCUGUGUCCCCGGAGUGCCUUCAAGCUUCAAGGCAGCCCAUCUUUCAGUCGCUUCCUCAAUCGAAUCCCAUUCAACAUCCACACUCUGCUACCCCAAGUCAAGCUAGCAGUGUAGACCAAUGUCUAAGUGCAACCAUCAAAGUGCCGUAUGAAAAACUGCGCAAAGCUACAGAGAACUUCAGUGCUGCCCGAAGACUGGGGUCAGGAGCAUUUGGGGAAGUGUUUCAUGCUCAGCUUGAUAUGAUAGAUGUGGCUAUCAAGAAGAUCAUCAAGAAUGAGAAUGUCAAGUUUAACGAGUCAAUGAUAAGAGGAGAUCAAAUCAAGGAAAUUGAAGCUCUUACAAAGUACCGCCACAAAAACAUUGUUUCCUUGACUGCGUAUUCUUUUGGAGAGGACUGCAUUUGUCUGAUAUUUGACUUCAUGAAAAAUGGUUCCUUGGAAUACCAGUUGGAGGGCAGGGCUCCACAGGGACCUUUGGAAUGGCAUAGAAGGCACAUGAUAGCAGAAGGGGCAGCCUUGGGUAUACAGUACCUCCAUACAGCGGAUAGUGCUGUGCCCCUUAUACACCAAGAUAUCAAGAGUGCAAACAUCCUUCUGGAUGAGAACUUUGUUCCUAAGAUUGCAGACUUUGGUCUAGCCAGACCAGGUCCUACCCAGGGGAAGGAGUACACUACUAUUAAGACCAGUGUGGUGUUUGGUACCAAAGCCUACUUGGCUCCGGAGUUUAUGCGGGAUCCAAAGCGAAAGCUCUCAAAGAAACUUGAUGUUUACAGCUUUGGUGUUGUCCUUCUGGAGUUAGUGACAGGAGAGAAAGCAGGACAAGCAAAGAAAAGAUUUGGGACUCAUGAAAUACUGUGGAGAAGUGUUGACAAGAUAAUGUAUGCCAAUGAGGGGAAUCCCCAAGCUGCUGCUAAGAUCUUGCAGGAUCCCAAGUGUCUAGUCUGGCCCUCCAAGUACAUGAUGGAGCUGGUUGAAUUAGCCAUGGAUUGUCUCAAGGACUUCAAGUUCAGACCAGAGAUGGAAAAGGUCAUCCUGACAUUGUCAGAGAUGGGAGUAAGGAUUGAUCAAGAAGAGAGACAUAGGUCUUCAAGAACUCAAAAUUUUCCCAUCGAAAACACAGAUCCUCUGGAGCAUGGCAAGGCUGUGGAAUCCUCAGAUCCUAGUCAGAUGACUGAAGGCCAGGACCAGUAUGGAGCUAACGGAAGGCCUGGGGUGCAGCAGUUGGAGGGUGACUAUAGGAACGAGAACCCAAAGUAUGAAAACUAUUGUGGCUUUCAGGUAUUGGCCAAUGGUCCUAAAGUACAGGGUAAUGUGAAUAAUGAGAAACCGCACACUCAAGAGUCAAGAUAUGAAUUGCCAGAAAGUAGAUUGAACCAGAUCCCUUUCCAAGAUCAUCACCAGAUGAAGGAAGGAGGACUAAGACAGGAUGAAAUGUGUGCAAGGGAGAGGCAGUUUCAGAUGCAGCAGCAGCUACACUACCACAACCAACAGAGGUAUGAACAUCAGUAUCUGUCGCCGGCUGUUUCGGCAUCAGGUAACUCCUGUAUGGACAGGAACGCACCCCCAUCCCAGAGCAGCAUGUCCCAAUCUCCUGGAUCGUCCUACCCAAGCUGCGUUGAUUCAUUCAGUGUCUCAUCUUCAUCGGAUGCAUCAUGCGCACGCUUCCAGGGACCAUACCUGGGGCAUCCUGGAGACUAUUACCCAGUACAGCCCCAGGGACAGUACGCAGAUCAUAUGAAUCCUCAUCUGAUGCAUCCAUCAAACGUGCCCCGUCACACAAGACAAGACUUCAACCACAUGGUAGAUGGUCAGUAUGAGUACCAUGGCCAACAUCCAGGCUUUGGACCUUGUCCAAUGGGAAGUCCAGGACCUCAGGAUGUUGGUUACCACCAACAACCCAACAAGGAGAGAGAUGAGGACUUGAACAGCAAGGGAUCUGCUGACUCCACACCGGUGUCCUCCUCCUCAAGCUCUGCUGCUGUCUCCUCUUCCGACUCUCCCAGAGCUUCGCCGUACCCCAGGAUGCCCACUUUGAAUAUAACAGCUCUUUCCAUGCAGUCUAGCGAUACCUCUAAUUUCACAGGAGAUACUUCCCUCUCAGAAUCAAGCAAAGAUCUUCCUCAGAAUGAAGGUGGAGGAGAGUCAGGAGACAGUAAGGCAGAGGAGAGUUGUCAAAGAGAGCGCAUUGGAAUGUUACAGAGUGGAAGAGAGGAAGGUAUGGAGCAGAGUAAUGAGGUACACAGGAGAGAACCUGGUGAGAAUACAGAGCCACAAACACAACCUUGUCUGUGAGAAGCUAUCUUUUAUUUUAUUUUAAAUUAUUAGCAUCUGUAUCUGUAAAAAAAAAAUGAAGCUUUAUUGAAUCACAUAGAUAAAGAAAAAAUAAAAUGAACUCAACUUUUAUCUGUGGCAUGAAAGUGUCUACUAGUAUUUGAUACACAAACAAACUUUAUUAAUUCCAUCAUUGUUAGAUUAGAGAUGUAAUUUCAUGUCUAUUUUUUAUUCUCUACAAUAUAUUUUUUUAUCAGAUUUGUAUAAAGAUUUACAUUUAGUUUCUCAGACUUCUCAAAUUAAAAAAAAUAAGGUACUCAGAAACAUUAUCCAAGUUAUAAAAUGGAAAACUUUUAAUCUUGCAUUGUAAAUUAAGCCUGCCUGGUACUUGCUUCUUCAUUUGUGGAUAAAAACCUGUUUCCGUGGGAUCAUUGUGAAUAUGCCUAUUAGGUGAUGGUAAUGAAAUGUUGGUACAUGUAAUUGCAAAGUUUCAUAUUUUGAUUACCGUAGGUAGAGAAAAUGGGCGUAUUGAUGUACAUUCUUAGUUUUGAGAUCAGGGCCCUUUCUUGUGAGAAAAGUUGCGAUUGAUUCUAAGCGAUCGUAACUUGAUAUAUCAAGCACAACUCUGUACGAAGAAGAUUAUAUGUUUGCGAUUGAUUGAAGGCCUUGCAAUCAAUCAGGAUCAAUGCAAAUCUUUUAUAUACGAGUCUGUGUAUUAUUACUGCAUUUACGACUACUGGCUUGAUUUCUUUGACCUCUGUAUAUUUUACCACAUACCAAAACCAUACGGCAGACAUUCAUCCGUAUUCCUGAACAUGAUGUCGUUUUUAGUGAGUUUGUGGCUGUUUAUCAUUAAAUGAAAAACAAAACUCAAUAUUACAUUAAGAGAGAUACAUAUUUUUCAAGUGUCUAACUUUGAAGUAUGAAUCAAUAAUCACUACAAAUAAGCAUUGAUAAAAAAAAGAAGAAGAUGAAUACUAAAGCACAUGAGGAAUAUAAUUAUGUAGGUGAGACUGAGAAAAUACAGAUUGAUGAGUAGUAUUAUUGAUAUAGGCUUCCAUUGUAUUCAUGUAGGAUAUUAUUUUCAUUAGACACAUUGGUUGGUUAAAACAAGAAAUGUGUGCAUGCAUUGUUUUGUGAAUGGUCAAUAUUCUCUUCAACUUCAGAGGCAAAAUAAUUCAAUCACAAUUGACUGAAUGUGAAAUUUCUGCAAUUCCUGACUGUUUCCUAUUGGGGAAUGUAUCUAGUGUUACAGUAUAUGUAUUUUCCAUGUUGCCUGAAAUGAUCCAAGGUUUGUAAACUUUUUAUCUUUUUUGAGCAAUGUUUUUACCGUACUUGUUUGAGCUAGGUAUAUGAGAUGAAUUAUGUGAGCAGCAUACAGGAAAAGUGAACAUUGUACAUACAUGUAGUGAAUUAAUUUAGCAUUUUCGCUAAUCUUAAAAAGAACAGCUUAUCAAAGCUCUGUUUAUCAAUAUUUUGAAAAAAUUUCAAUAAUGUGCACCUCAACUCGAGAUGGGAAUGAAUUCAUGAAUUUCUUGGGAAAAAAUCAAAAGCUGGAACCAAAUGUAGGCGUCUCUUGUCAUUUUAUUUGUGAUAUACGAAGCUGUUGCACUUUUCAAUACUUUCAAUUUCAUUUAUCAUCUAGAUUCUUGGAAACUUGUUCAUAUGUACAGAGAGAGAGGGUCAAUCCAUGUUAUUUAUGUAUUAAAUAUGUACAUGAGGUAUUUCUAUGUAGGAGCCUUUUCAAUGCCUGCCAUGUAUUAGUGCAUGUUUGCCAGUCAUUAGAAUAAUCUAUUCUUCUUCAUAGGUUUUUCAUUUAGUUUUAUAUGGGAUACCAUUUUUUUUUUAUUAAUACAUGAUUAUUAUUAUCUAAACAAACAUUCCUUGCCUAUAGGUUCUUUAAUUCUUUCAAAUUGAAGCAAAUUUUUUUUAUUGAAUGUAUAUUUUGUCUACAAAAGGAGAAGAGAGUGCAUUUCUGUUGUUUUAAUACUUUAAUUUGGCUUAUUGUCUUAGUACAUGAAUUUUAAAUGCAAGUUUAUAAAUGAGCAAGUGUAAUAUGUAUGCAAUCAUGAAUUUCUAAAAGCUUAGAGCUUUUAUAAUUAAAAUAUAAUCAUCAAAUUA
Strongylocentrotus purpuratus (purple sea urchin) is the source of this 5493-nucleotide messenger RNA. RefSeq names its product probable serine/threonine-protein kinase drkD. The transcript is spliced from 13 exons. The coding region runs from base 280 to 3393 and encodes 1037 amino acids. The record is from RefSeq and is a predicted model, not a curated record. NCBI's taxonomy places the organism in Eukaryota, Metazoa, Echinodermata, Echinoidea, Camarodonta, Strongylocentrotidae. Gene Ontology annotation, biological process: signal transduction; protein phosphorylation. Gene Ontology annotation, molecular function: protein kinase activity; ATP binding; protein binding.